UGGAGUUCCAGGUAAAGACAUCUUCUGUGGCAUCUUAGAGAAAGAGACAGUUAAAAGUUUGUUCUUACUGUUUCCAGCACUCCUGAAGUGCUAACAGCAGCUAGAGCCAGAAGAAUAUUGGUGUCGUAAGUGAAUGUAGAAAACUAAAAGACUGGGUUCACGUGGGACGUUUAUUUUACUUGGAGGUCUGGCUUCCUGCCAUGUGUUCAGGCAAUAAAUUGGCUGUAACAGAGCUGCUUCUAGCAUUCUGCUGAGUAGAAGUAUCCAAGCAGACACAAUAGGAGGCAAAAUAAGGACUGAAAAGUGAAGCAACUCGGGUUAUCAGGAUUUUUCAAGUGCUCCUGCAAUGCUUCUCCGCUCAGGCCGCAGAAAGCCGUAUGAAGUGUCUUUCCGUGGAAGGAAGUCUGUUAAGAGGAAAGCUCUGCUGAGAACUGUAAAAACAGAUUCCAAAAAGUCAGCAUUUAGUUUGCGAGAAACACUGAAAUGCUAUAUACUGACUGAAGAUUCAAAAACAGUGCAUUUUGACAUAGAUGAAGAUGGUCACCAUGAAAUAUCAACCAAGGAUUCACAGUCCCAUGAAGAUAUUGCAUGGUUAAGCGUGUUUACGAGGAAUGAACCAGCAGUUACUGAUUCUAAAAAUUUGGUGAUCCUCACUCAGAGAUCAAAGCUUAAUGAAUUUGUGCUAUUGUGCAAGGGUAAGAAGCGUCUCUCUCUGAAGGUCUUAAAAGCAUCCUGUUCAGAGCCAGAUUAUCAUUCAGUGGAAAGAUGUGACAUGAAAACAUGCAACCAUGAAGAUCCUGACGUCAAACAGCUGAGUGAAGAUAAUCACUUUUUCAUCAUGCAUUACCAAGGAGAUUCAGUGCAGUUCCAGUGCUAUGAAGACACAAGUUACUACCUGUAUGUGAAUGAUGACUCACUUGAUAUUCGCAAGCUGGAAAACAAAGAACCCAAUAAGGACAAAAAUUUUUACUUCAGGGUGUCAUAUUUACAGGAAAAAUAACUUGUCUAACUUGCAGUGGCCUAAGUGCCCAGCAACUCCUAUAAUAAGUUAACAGAAAAGAAGGAAUGUUGAGAUCAGCUAAUUUCCAUUCUGUCUUAACUUUUACUUCUUUGUAGUUUCCUUGCAUGAGUAUCAUCCUUUAUUUCUGUACUUUCAAUAGGAAAAGAGAAGGGCUAAAUUUGAAAAACAUAUUAACUGGUCAGUCUUUUUUUGUCUUACCUGCACAAUUAUGCUUUUAAGGAGCUGAAUUCUUCUGGAAGGGGAAAAAUACACAGGGGAUAUUUCGAAGACAGGAAGAAAAAGGAAGCAUACGUGGAUAUGAAACACUAAGCACAGUUAGUUCUCUGUGGGGUAAACAUUUCACUUUUUAAAAUGUCUCUUAUAAGCUCACCUGAACUUGAGAAGAAAACAUUUAGAAGUAAUUAAAUGGAUAUGUGUAUGUCCUGUCUGACUGACUGACUUCGGGAAAGGAGUGGAAAAGGCAUCUCAGGUUUGAGAACAAAGGAAGAGGCUGAAGGAUAGGCAAAUUUCUCUGCCCUUGUAGCUCCAUGUCAGCCGAUAUACUCCAUUAUGCAAUUUCAGCAUCUAUCCUGCAUGGCAGCUCUCUAAGAAAAUGUACACUAAGCAUCAGACUCACGAUGCGCAGGCAGAGGGAGGGAGGCACAUUGAACUGAUGGGGCAUAGCACAUGCCUGUGAACACCGACAGAAAAUUGCUGUGACAUAUUGGCUUCCAUUUCUGAAUCAUAGAGUGAAACACAGUGAUGUUCAGCUGAAAAGCAGAGUGCAGAGCAACACCUGAUAAAGAAUGACAUGUUCAAAAUGACUGAAUAAAGUAAAAACUAGGCAGUUGUGUGUAGUACACUGGAGGAGCACCUGCCUUUUAGCAACAGGGUCUGUCAGUGUGAAAUGUAAGGUGCUGACACUUAAACGUCCACAGACCGUACCCUGCAAGGAGUAAAACAUUUGUAAUACAAGGGGAGACAAACCAAAAGUGAUCAGGAUCUCUAGGUGUUAAAGAUCUGAUUUUCCACUGCUGUGUAUGUAAUGCCACUGUGAUUUUGUGGCAAUUUUCUUGCAUGCAAGUCAUUUGAUGCAAGUAGGCGUCAUUUGAUGCAAGUAUGUGUAUAAAUGACAAACGUUAUGCACCCAUGCCAAGAGGUUGUCGCUUAGUUGCAGUGGAACAACCUAUAAGCUACACAGCACUUGCAGGAACCGUUCUGUGUAAGUAUAAUCAACAACGCAUGCCUGAAAUAGGAAUCCUAGCACCAGUCAAUCACACCAAUGCCCAUUACAAUAAGGCAGUUACCUAUAGUAGUCCAAACUCCAAAGGUCUGUGAGAUCUUAAAAGAUUCCCUCCCCGCCCCCCGCCACUAGAAGUAUGGAGUUUCACUGCUGGGCUUGUGUUCUUCAAACAGUGAAAAUCAAUCUGUUACUUCCAAUGCUGCCUGAAUAGAAGAGAGCUUUUUAGUAUUCCCUAAAUAACAUAACUUCUGGAUCUGUUAAGAGUUCAGUAAAGUCAGUGGGAAGAAAAAACCCCAAAUUCUAGAUAUUGACUUCAGCAUACGUUACACUAGUAUUAAAUUGUUGUAGCACUAUCUAUCAUGUUGCACAAUAAAUUCAGUUAUGUAUCAGGUAUAAUAAUUUAUAGAAUCAUAGAACAGUAUGGGUUGGAAGGGACCUUUAAAGGUCGUCUAGUCCAACCCCAUUUCACUAUCUGAUACACUAACACUUCAUAGUCUGCAUUUAUUAUUGGCAAUGUGGUCAGCUUACUAAAUUACAGAACAUGCUCUCUAGAUGGUAAGUUGAUGAAAUGAUGACAACUCAUCAUAAAGCACAUACAAAGCAUACUAAUGAAAUCACCAUUACUGAUGUCAGCAAAAAAAGUAUCCUUGACAUCAGUGAAUUUUGAAUCUUUUUUAUAGAUAAAACUGAAAUCAUGGUUCUAUGGAGAAUUUUGUACUUUUACUAUCUACCCUAAAAAUAAGAUUUUUUUUUAACCAUUUAAGGGACAAAAGCCCUUAUGGAAAGCAGCAGUGGUAAUUUUGUAAAGUUUCAGAUGUGAGAUGUAAGAUAGUAAUGUCAUUUUACAAUUUUUCUCAGGAAACACUAUAAAUUCAGGCAGCUUUGUAACUAUAGAUGUACACAGAAAAACAAGUUAUCACUUCCUUGAUCCUAAUCUUUCCUGGAUUCUUGUUUUGCUCAUACAACUCUUCAAACUGUCAUUUUCAUAUUCCCACUAACCUGAGUGUCUCAUUAGUGGCAGAUAAGUUUUUCUUUUUUGAGUCAGAAAGCAUGUAGAAAUUUUAAUUGAAAAGCAGAGAAUGAACCAGUGAGUCUUUUAGAAAAAUAUAGCCUCUAACACUUUAGAAUACAAAAACCAUUUAUCAAAUGCAUUUAACAGUUGAAUUUGAAAUAUAAUUACUAUUUUGCAGUUUAUUUUCAAAGCAGAACUGAUAUUCUUUAACUUUUACUUAGCAGAUGUGAUAGGUAUUAAAAUACUAAUAGAAACAUUUUGCUCUUUUUUCUCCUCUUCAAAAGCUGUGCUUUAAAGAAAACACCAUGUUUUGUUUGCUGCAGAACAAUUUAAUGCAAGUAUUCUUCACAUAUAACUUCUAAUACUUCGACUGUGUUUGUGACUUGUUAGAAUAAAACUUGUGAGAAUAGCAUCAGUAACUAUAAAUAACGUGAUCCUUAUGCUAGUUAAUCUGACAAAAGCUAACCAAAAUGAUGUAUUUAAUACAGGGUACUAUAUUGUCUCAGGAUCUAUGUGCUAAUUUUUCAGGAAACCAGAGUUCUUUCAGCCAUGAAGAAGGAAUGAUCAUUUACAGUGAAAAAAAUAAAAUCACUUACAGUGAAAAACACUGAAAACUGGUAAAAGAAUGACUGCAUUUAAGUGUGAGUUUAAGAACAAUCGUCCUAUGUUAAAGCAAGAGACUGGCAGCAAGCCCCACUAGCCGUGAAAUAUGUUUGUAGUAUAAAUACUGUUACAUACCACCUUCAUUAUGGAUAGAUGAAAGAGCUAGACAUUAGAAUUAAAAAUUGUUAGUCUAAUGAAUGCUUUUACAGUAUAAACAAAACUUUACAAUCUAGCACUAGUGCAAUUGCAACAGUUGUUGUUGUAAGUAAUCCAAAUCAUGCACUUCCUAUUGAGAAUCUUUAGUAACACAACACGUCAACAGACAAAGACUCGUUUAUGCCUCUUCCCUGGUGUGAAGUUCUCACCCUUGCAGUUACUCAGUCUGAAGUCAAGGGCCUUCUUCCUCUGAGCUAGGAUGAUGUGAUGCUGUUGACAUUACAAUAAAUAUAAUAUAUAUAUAUAUCUUGUAGUUCCCCACUGAUUUUGAUAGAAGAGUAUUCUGUUUGAGUGUUGCUGCUUUUAGAUAUAUGUGGCAUGAAUUUUGAAGUAGAGGGUGUGUAUAAACAGAGAUUUUUAAAAUGUCAUCUUGGUUUUGUUUCUAUUUGUCCAAAAUUUGUCUAACCAAAGAAGUCAUAAGCAGGCUAAAUUCCUUCAAUGUUUGUGUGCUUUAAAUGCAACUCCUCAUAUUCCCUGUACAUGUGAAUAGCUGCAGAGGAGCAGAUUCUGUACCAGCUACUCUCUUCAUUGUCUCUGGCAAAUUACAUGGGUUAACUAGCAGUAAGGACGAUAAACAGCAGCCAACCGACCUACAUCUCCUACUAACAUACAGCUCAUAGAAGCCGUCCUUCUCUAGCACCAUCUCGUGGAAUUCAGGUGAACGGCUCUAACAACCUUGGAUCCAAAGUUUACCACAGCAGCAAGUUACGAAUAAGUUCUCAGCAGCCUGAAAAUAAAAAUAAAAAUUUAUUUUUCCAAACCUUGAUAUUUAUUUCCAACCAGUGUAGGGCCUAGAUUUCUUGUGUUGGGAAUGACUGAAGGGGACAGCCAAGCAGGUGAACGAAAGAAAACUUGCCCCUCUAUUUGGCAUUUGCGAGGCCAUAUCUGCAGCACCGUGUUAAGUUUUGGGCUUUGCAGCAUAUCAGCAACGCUGAGCAAGGGAUGUUUAGGAGAAUGGAGCAUGCGAGGAGGAGAAGCUAGUGCAGCAGGGUUUGUUUAGCCUGGAGAUAAGAGGGGUGACUCUUCACUCCCCAGCUGAAGGGAGAUUGCAGAGAUGGAACGACGCUUUCCUAAGAGGUGCACAGUGGAGGAAAAUAGGCAGUUGUCACAAGUUGUAGCAAGGGAGAUUUUGACUGUCUUUAAAGAAAAGGG
This is a messenger RNA of Strigops habroptila (Kakapo), 5226 nucleotides long. RefSeq lists its product as uncharacterized. The coding region runs from base 347 to 1000 and encodes 217 amino acids. The record is from RefSeq and is a predicted model, not a curated record. The transcript has 7 exons. NCBI's taxonomy places the organism in Eukaryota, Metazoa, Chordata, Aves, Psittaciformes, Psittacidae.